UGUGCAACAGAUAUUUCAUUUGUGUCGUUUAUUUAGCAUUUAUCAGGCCGACAUGAAGAUGACAGUUGCUGUGUGGGAGUUGAAUGUGUGCAACAAUAUAUGCCAGAAAUCUGUUGAACAGAAUUCGAGGAUAAAAAAAAUACUUGUUUUUCCUUUAAAAGACAGGCUUUUGUCAUGUUAGUUUAUCUUGUCUCUGACACACCCGUAGACUAGGCGUAAACCUAUCCAGAAAGAAAGACACGAAAAAACAUUCUACCGAGUGCCCGUUAGAAUCUGGGGUAUGUAACGUUCUGCUACCCGCCGCGGUGCACGGGCGGUGCUUGGAAACCGCUAUUUGUCUCAUCCGACCCCCGGUGAACGUCGUCACAAGCGAUGUGUCAUUCUCCACAGAUCCUGUUGAUCACGAACCCGGUUCCCGCUUGGCAUGUAGUUCCACGCUCGGAUGGAUUAUGACUUCGACGACAUCGAAUACCAUUUCUACUCGGUCGUAGAACAGAAAUAGACUGUCCUUUUCCCAACCAUCAUUUAUUGAUAUUUAAAUAGUUUUUUGAAUAGUUAAGCCAUGUUUAUUAAAGGAGGCAAAAUGUCCCUCGUCGCCAUGGCUUUGCCGGUGCUGAUCAGCCUUCUCUCCGCCUGGCAGGCGAGUGCUAACGAGGACUGCCUGUGGUAUGUGGAUAAGAACGGCACAUGGCACAACGGCUUCGACUGCCCGCUCAUCACCUUCUGCUGUGGGAACUGCCACCGGCGCUACUGCUGCCUGGAUGCCUUUAAGAUGAUCACGGAGAGGGAACAGAAGCGAUGCAUGCUCUUCCAGUUCAGCCCCACCACCAUCGCGGGCAUCGCCUCGUCCAUCCUGCUGUUCGUGGCCGUCAUCGCCACCAUGGUAUGCUGCUUCCUCUGCUCCUGCUGCUACCUGUACCAGCGCCGGCAGCCUCGGGGACGGACGCCCUACGAUGCCCACCAGAUCCCUAUGGCCAGCUACCCGGUGGAGCCCCUGUACGAUGCCUACGGCAAGCCCCUUGUCAUGCGGCCCGAGUACACACACCAUGGAUACCCGAUGGCCCCUCAGUAUCCCGGCAUGGCCCAGCCCUAUCCCAUGAUGCACCCUGGGCCCUACCCUUCGUACCCAGUGGCAGACCCUGGUUACAACCAAGGAGCUCCCCCACCUUACUCUCCCCCCCAGUACCCUGGACACUGACGGGAAGGCCUCCACGUGACGAGGCACGAGAGAGGAAGAGGAGGAGCUGCACCUGAAGGCGUUAGCUCUGUGUGUCCGGUGGGCGGGGCCUGAGGAGGUUAACCAGAAGCACUUUAGUUUCUAUCUUUUGUUUUGAUGUUCUUCAGAGAGAGCUGUGUGUCGGUUCAAUGACUCCCUUGGACGUUUGGUUCAUACUGACCAAUGUGGAUAUCGGAACACUCACCAACCUACACACACACACCCCGACCCACACUCACUCACCAAACUACACACACCGACCCAUACACACACACACACACACACACAUAUACACAAACACCCCAGGUAUCCUAAGAGAGUGAGCCAGCAGCAUGACAUCACCAACAGGGGGCUCCAAGGUACACUCGACACCUCCCUCAACACAAUGUGACAGCCUCAUAAAAUGUGACUAUUUAUCUUUUUGCUCGUUUACACCUGCUUGGUAGUGAAGCGACAGGAGUUAGGACGUGUAGGUGGGUGAUGUCACAAUGGCAUUGUGUGUCACAUCACCAUGGAGAUGGAAUAUGAUGCAUAGUCUCUGUAGACAGUACCUCCCUCACAUAGACAUAAUAAAGAGUAGACGCCGCAUUGGCUGCUGGGCGCGAGAAAUGCUGCCGCCAUCAUGGACAGGGCAAAUUCUUAGUUGCUUAGCAUCAGAAUAAACAAGAUGCCAGCACUGUGCAGCUUAUUCCUGCUCAAAUUGGCGGACUAUCGCAAACAGGGCUCGGGGGGAUUACUUUUCACAAUUAAGAUUUAACAUUACCAUACUAUUGGUUGUAUUUUGUGAAAAGAAUAACCAUGUCCUGUAUCAUGUAUGACCUUUGCAGCAAAGCAAACCGCGUGAAAAUCAGUUUGGUAUUCAGUUCGGUAUGAUUAAUUAAAUGCGCUGACAGCUCAUUGCCCCAGCCAAACAGAUUACAAUGAUUGGAGCGGUUGCCCGUUCCAAGAUGGCGGCCCCACGGCUCGUCAGCGCCAGUAGGCAGCAGCGGUCGAUGCGGCAUCUACUCUUCAUUAUGUCUAUGCUCCCUCAUGCCACACACAAUAUAAAUACAUGUACCUUUCAGCCUGCAAUGCUCACUGCAAGUUAACACACUGUGGUAAGCGACUUAGCUCAGCUUAGUCUGUACAUCGUAACAAACCGCCAUUAACUUUAAUCGUGAAACCAAGGUCAGGUGCAUCUCUUGAUAUCAUUGUCAGGUAGCUCUGUCAUUGUGUCUAGCUGUCAUGAGGACGUUUAUUUCCUGAAUACAUGACCUUGUUUCCUGUCUCAAACCAAUGGUUGUCCCAUUUUACAGAGCGUAUCCCGCCUUAUCUCAUUGUGGAAACCCUGCAAGCCAUUUCACCUAUUUUGUAAAGGAAUACAGAUUAAUGUUUUACUAUAUUGUAAGAGUUUACAAUUUUAACAAUAUUAAAAUUGUUGAAAUGUUGGAAUACUGGAAUACGUUUCAGAACUGUACCACAACCAUAAAAACUUGAUUUAGAACGUAAGUUUGCUGUUAUGACUGUUUAGACUCAUUGUUGCAACUGCAAGCUAACUUUGUAAGAAGUUUGAAUUCUUCUGUGUUCAGCAUGUGUUGUACAGUAGUUACUUCUUGUAGGUGACUUGAGAAGCACUUUUUUCUGAUUCUUUAUAGUGCAAUGUGUUGCAAAAGGUUCAAGUCUGGUCAUCUGAGAUUACACUGAUGUUUAAAGCGAUUCCAAGUGCUGUUCAAAGAGAUUUUAAAUAAAAUAAUGAUGUUCUGAAUCAGUUCCACAGUCCUUACAGGCAACCACUGUAUGAUUUAAAGCACAAAUCGGUUCAGCAGUGAAAGAGCUAUCUUUGUAAAUUUUAACGGCUGUAGUCCUGAACUUGAAUUGGUCAUGUUAACUGUCCAUAUGUACAGAAUUAUGAUCCCUGUAUGUACAGUAAAAACAGUUGAAAACUGGAAAUUUUUCAACUGCUGACAGAUUUGAACAUAUAUUUGCUCAAAUGUUUUCCUUUCAACUAAAAAUCUAUCUCAUAACAGGAUAUAACUGUUUUUGGAACUGGUUUCAUGGUUGUCUGUCAUCAGCUGGUUAGUAUGACGCUGUAUAUAUAGUAUGUGAAGUCUUCUUUUCUAAUAACAAUAAAGUAUAACUUUG
Molecule: messenger RNA, 3337 nt
Organism: Hypomesus transpacificus
Lineage: Eukaryota; Metazoa; Chordata; Actinopteri; Osmeriformes; Osmeridae
Gene: shisa4
Product: shisa family member 4
Exons: 5
Coding region: 563-1198 (211 amino acids)
Source: RefSeq, a predicted model, not a curated record